Messenger RNA from Leptinotarsa decemlineata (Colorado potato beetle), 324 nucleotides. RefSeq lists its product as uncharacterized. Lineage: Eukaryota; Metazoa; Arthropoda; Insecta; Coleoptera; Chrysomelidae. The record is from RefSeq and is a predicted model, not a curated record.
AUGGAAAGGUACUCGGGGAUGCAUCGUGCAUUCUGCAUAAGAGUGUAUUAUCGCAACGGUGAUUCAAUAAUGACUGCUUAACGUCUGUAUCGUGCGGAGUUCGUACACGCCACGCCAAGUGACGAUAGCAUUAGGAAAUGGAUAAGGAUGUUCGAGAAUACAGCUCCACCUCUGGUUGUCAGUUUGCACUCCAAGCUAGCACUAGAUGAGAUUGGCAUCAAUAUACUUGCUUUGCAAAGAGGUACAUGGCCGCCUUACCAUGCCGAUAUUGGGUAUUUGAGAAAAAACUUCUUGAUCACCGGGUUAGAACCGGCCAACCACUGA